AUGCUGCUCGUGUUCGUGGUGGACACGAGUCCGUCCAUGGGCCAGCGGAUCGCCAACGGUCUCACGCUACUUGACUGUGCUAAGAGCGGCGUUGAACACUUUCACAAGGUGGUCGACCGCUUCCCCUUCACCAAUUUCCUGCGGGUUCUCAAGGCUGUCAAGGUGGGGGGUCUCUCCUCCAUCGGCCAAUCGCUGCGCGCCACGUUUGACCUGCUGCACACUCAACGCCUCGCGGCAGACGUUGACCGAUGGGGCAUGGGUCGCAAUCUCGCCUCGGUGGAUCCAACGGUUGUCAUGCUUCUCACCGAUGGCACGCACUUCACAUCAGUACGUGCAUCUUCUGAAUCCAGUGGAGUAGAAGAGUACGCGGUUAACAAGUCAACAAGCCUGGCUCUGCUACCAGCAACCAACUCCACCCCACUAGGCGGCGAGCUGGCGUCACAGCCGUUCCGGUGGGACCAGCAUGUGCUCGCCACCAUCCUGCGCAUCCCCAGCGCCAAGCCUGAGCACCUCUUGAGGACUGGCCCUCUGCCCGCCCCUCUUCACAAACCUUCUUCCCCGUUUCCCCACUCCCCCCCCUGGUUCCUGCCCCCCCCUGCCCCCACCCGCCCCCCCCCCACACCCCCCACAAACCCUCCCCCAUCUCCAGCGGUUUGGGGCGUCAACGAAUUUGGCUCUGCUACCAAACGCCACGCCCGCCCCACUAGGCGGCGAGCUGGCGUCACAGCCGUUCCGGUGGGUGGGAGCAGCGUGUGCUCGCCCCCCUCCUGCGCAUCCCCAGCGCCAAGCCAGAGCACCUUGAGAGGGUCGGUCCCUCCCCUCCCCUCUUCACCAACCUUCUUGCCCGUUUCCCCCGCCCCCACCCGUUCCCCCACACCCCCCACAACGCUUCCCUGUGUGCAGCGAUUCGGAGUGUCCACGAGCCUGGGCCUUCUACCAGCGACCAACUCCCCCCCACCAGGCGGCGAGCUGGCGUCACAGCCGUUCCGGUGGGAGCAGCGUGUGCUCGCCACCAUCCUGCGCAUCCCCAGCGCCAAGCCCGAGCACCUCGACAGGAUCGGCCCUCUGCCUGCUGCCGGCCCCAUCUCAGAGUCGCCAGCUGCUGUGGCUGUGGACACGAGUGUGUCGGCGCUGUGUGAAGCCACUGGUGUGUGUGCUGGUGAGUUGGCCAUCCUGCGCAUCCCCGGCGCCAAGCCAGAGCACCUGGAGAGGAUUGGCCCUCUGCCUGCUGCCGGCCCCAUCUCAGAGUCGCCAGCUGCUGUGGCUGUGGACACGAGUGUGUCGGCGCUUGGCAAGUGCAGUGUGGUAACCAGCUGGAAGAUGCUCUUUCAGCACCUAGAUAUUGUCGCCUCGCGCCUCUCGCCAGCUGUCGUCGUCUCAUUCGACCAUGUGCCACUUCCGGGCGGCGCACCCAUGCCGCCCCAAGUCCACGCUGCAUGCCAACGAAAGCUAUUAUUCGUUCGCAACCUGCCCACCACCGGACCAGCAGGCUCGGCAGCUGGGUUGGCCGCUCCAGGCGCAGCAGGCUUGGCAGGACAGCUAGGCUUGGCACCGCCGCAGCCGGCCGCCGGGCCUCCUCCAGUGGUUUGGCCUAUACCUGAAGCAUUCUGGCCGGAUUUCACCACUCCUAGUGCUGCCACUGCUGCUGCUGCUGGGGCAGCAGGAACCCCGGGUGCUCCAAAUAUCUCCUCCAGCCCUCCUACCGUUCCUCCCAUCUUUCCUCCUCGCGACCCCCACCCCGUGAUAACCUAUCGGGCGGUGGAUACAGAUGCACGCGUGCCGCCCGGGAUACCAGUGGACAAGUACGAGAUCGAAGGGUGUCCCAUCCUGGGCUUCCUCAGCAAGGCCGGGCCCAACGUAUGCUGGCAGGUGAGACUAGGGCAGGUGGGAUGCUGGUCAGCGCAAGCGGGUGCUGCCCGGGAUACCGGUAGACAAUCGGCGUGUGUCGGCAGGUGUUCAUGCGAGGGAGCAAGGGUCCGCGGAACGGCCUGGGUGAUCCGUUCGGGUGAGUCCCUCUCCAUCCUCCAUGGCGCCUCAGAGUCGCUGCUUCACCUGAGCCUGUGGUUGGCUGUCGCGCACAUGCCUGGGUGUGCUUCUUUCACCCUGAUUCUUACGUAUUACGGCAUUCUCUGCUCACCCGCACAUUACGAUGAUGCCCUCCUAAACCCCAUACCUCCUCUCCAUGCUUGCACGCCCUUAUGCCUGCAUGCCAUGCACCCUUACCCCCAUCCCAUGCAACCUUGCCUGCAUGCCAUGCUCCCUUGCCUGCAUGCCGUGCUCCCUUGCCUGCAUGCCAUGCUCCCUUGCCUGCAUUCCAUGCUCCCUUGCCUGCAUGCCAUGCUCCCUUGCCUGCAUGCCAUGCUCCCUUGCUUGCAUGCCAUGCUCCCUUGCCUGCAUGCCAUGCUCCCUUGCCUGCAUGCCAUGCUCCCUUGCCUGCAUGCCAUGCUCCCUUGCCUGCAUGCCAUGCUCCCUUGCCUGCAUGCCAUGCUCCCUUGCCUGCAUGCCAUGCUCCCUUGCCUGCAUGCCUGCAGGUACCUCAGAGUGAACCGGCCAGGCAGCUCACUCACUCUCCACGUGCUGCCCUACAACUACCCUGUGUUGUUCCCACUCGUAGAGCAGCUCCAACGAAUGCCGCCCCAUACAAGGGCUUCCCCGCCGGCCGGCUGGCGGCACGACUUUGAGCGUUACUGCACCGGCGUCCCUCCGUACUACGCCGCCCCGCUCCGAGCCGCCAUGCGCAGGCUCGGCGUGUCAGCCGCAGGUGCGGCGGUGCCGGACCUGAUGGACGCCAGCCUGGCAGCAGGUCCGGUGGCGUCGCAGCUGCGGCGAUGGCGGGUGAAGGCGAAAGGGGAGAUUGAAGAGCGAUUGCAAGAGAUUGCAAAGGCUGGGGAGGCUGGUGCUUACAGCGGUGGUGCUUAUAACGGGGGUAGUAAUAGCUCUGGUGCUACUGGUGCUGCUGCUGGUGCUGGUGCUGCUGUUGGUCCUCCAGGGGGAUCAGGGGGUGGUGAGGCGCCAGGGGCAGGGCAAGGGCGACCAGCAACCAUCUUCACGAAUCCGUGUGCAAUUAAAAAGCAAGCACGCUUGUUGAGAAUGAGGCUUGAUGCAUCACGGUUUUCCUCUCCACCCCCCCGCCGUCGUCGUCCUCUCUUCUCGCCCCUCCCACCCUCCAGGCAAGUGCUUCAACUGCCCCUUCGCCUCGCCGCGAUCCUCAGCAGCAGCAGUCCUGCCUUUGCGCCUGGAAAGCCAUCUUCUGCAUUUCGACCCACGCCGUCCCAGGAUGAAGGGCUGGCCGUCGCAGCAGGAAAGGCAGGGGCGGCGAGGGCUGGGCAAGGGGGGUUGAAGGGAGAGGUAGCACCACUGGACCCAAUUCAAGAGGAGAGAGUGCUGCAGGGAGUGGGGAGGGGUCGGCCAAAUUGGGGCACAGCAGCUGGUGCUGUUGCUGCUGCUUCUGCAGCAGAUAAGGUGGCAGCGCCGUGGUUCACUGGUGGAUAUGACGUUGACAGGUGGUGCGCUCUGAUUGGUGCUGUAGGGAAGUGGGCACUUCUGGCGGAGGAGGAGGCAAAGCACACCGUCAGCAUCGAAAAGAUGGGCGACUUCAACGAUGCACUCCAGCGGCAGCAACCACCCCGCAGCCCCUAUAUCGACGACCAGGAUCGCAUCAAGGCGGCACGGACGGCCUUUGGCAACCCGUACCGGCAGGACAAGCCAGACAUGCCCACAGCCAACGAGGCAUUCCUCCGCCUGGACGACCAGAGCCCAGGCCCACCUGGGGCAGGCCCACCCGCCGGCGCAGGCUCAUCUGGUGCAGGUUCGCCUGGUGCAGGCUUAUCUGGCGGUGCUGCCGGUGGUACUGCUGCUGGCAGCGGUGGUGGUGGUGGGUCUGCUGCUGCUGGUGCCAGCGGUGCUUCCUCUCCCAGUGUGCUUGCCCUUGCUCGUUCCCAGAAAAGGCGGCGGCGGUCAGAAUCCCCAGCGCCCCCAUCACCAUCUCCCCCUAUGUCACCUCACCCCACUGCUCCUUCUUCACCCUCUCCUCCCUCUCACACUCCCCCGUCCGCUCCCUCUCCCCGUCUGCCCCUGUCCUCCGCGUCACCCCGUGCGGUGCCUGUCCAAGCCUCGGCAGCAGCUCCGGCCGCACCUCAUGCUGACCGUGCCUUGAGGCCUGAUCUCUCUGCUGCUACUGGCUCUGCCAUUUCUCCAGCCACGGCGGAAGAAGACAAGCGACGUGAGCUCAGCCAUCCACUGUUCAUGCCAGAGAGCUGUUUCCGGGCGGCGCAAGCAAUGGAGAGGCGGCAGCAGGAGUCGAUGCAAUGGCCCAGAGAAGCAGCCGCAGGAGAGGAGCGAGGUUCAGGUGGGGGGGAAGAGGUAGGAGUUUCUGAGGGUAGAGAAACAGAAGUAGCUGUGGAGAUAGGAGACAGGGGCGUAGCAGGGGAGGGAAGAGGAACAGGGGAGGGUAGAGGAGCAACGGAGGGUAGAGGAGGGAUGGAGGGUAGGGGAAGAGGGGCGAAGCGGCGGAGGGUGAUAGCGGAGGGGGAGUCACGGGAUUGGACGGUGGAUGUGGGGCUGGAGGAGCGCGUGGAGGAGCAGGAGGAUGUGGUGGCGCUGGCAAUGCGGAGGGGCAAUCCUCGCUGGCGCACUGUGCGCACGCCAGCUGGCAAUGAGAGGGAUCAGGAGGAAGUGGUGGACUUUUUGCUGUCGAUCUACCGGGUGCUGCGGUCAGCGCGUCCCAACAACACAAAACAGGUAAGAGGGAUGCAUUAG
Closterium sp. NIES-65 is the source of this 4758-nucleotide messenger RNA. NCBI's taxonomy places the organism in Eukaryota, Viridiplantae, Streptophyta, Zygnematophyceae, Desmidiales, Closteriaceae. The record is from the annotation of a GenBank genome assembly.